Molecule: messenger RNA, 786 nt
Organism: Triticum urartu
Lineage: Eukaryota; Viridiplantae; Streptophyta; Magnoliopsida; Poales; Poaceae
Source: RefSeq, a predicted model, not a curated record
GAUUUCUGAUCUAGUCUAUCUAUACCAAACAGCAGUUCGAAACCUCGGGAGGACGAUCGAGAUGGCGACUUCCAUGGUGACGGACUUCGGCGACGGCCACUGCAUCGUGGCGUUCGACCAGGACCACGUCCACACCACCCUGACCUCCUCCGGCGGCGUCGUCGACGAGUGGCUGGACCUCGUCUACCGCAUCCACCGCCGCCGCCUCGACCGCCUCGUCGUCGGCCUCGACGUCGAGUGGCGCCCCUCGUUCCGCGGCCUCCCGCCGGGCCCCGUCGCGCUGCUGCAGCUGUGCGUCGGCCGCCGCUGCCUCGUCUUCCAGAUCCUCCGCGCCGACUACGUCCCGGACUCCCUCUUCGACUUCCUCGCCGACGGCCGCUUCACCUUCGUCGGCGUCGGGGUCUACGGCGACGCGCAGAAGCUCAGCGCUCACUACGGGCUGCAGGUGACGAACGCGGUGGACCUGCGCUACCUCGCCGCGAACAUGCUGGGGAAGCCGGCGCUGCGGCACACCGGGCUGCAGGGCCUCGUGUGGCAGGUGAUGGGCGUGUGGCCCGAGAAGCCGCACCACGUGCGGGUCAGCGCCUGGGACGCGCCGCGGCUGACGCGGGACCAACUGCAGUAUGCUUGCGCCGACGCCUUUGCAUCGUUCGAGGUCGGCCGGAGGCUCUACGACGGCGAAUAUUAGGUCAAGGGUGCCAAUGCCAUCCGCUUAGUUUUCAAGGGUUAUUAGGUAAAUACUGUUAUCUUUGCUUUGCACCCAAGCAUGUCGAUAUUUAGUUUGCC